ACGCAUUCAAGAUAUUCUUGUUCUUCUGUCAUUGGUGAACUUCAAUUGGUGAAAAAAGUGUAGUGUUGAAUUGCAAGUAAACAGAAAGCGGAAAAGUUUGGAAAGAGAAGGUAAAAAUCGCGAAACUAACUAUCGUCAAUUCGUAUCAGAGCCAAAAAUUAAAAAAGGUGGAAAUUUUGAAUAACAGUCAACACACAAAAUGGAAAAUGUUUUAUUUUCAAACUUGAAGAAGUUAUACGACAGUGAACUCUACAGCUGCGUGAUUUCUGUGGCCAGCCUGCUUACAACUGUCUAUCAAAAUGACAGAUUGGUUGCAACUCCCGAACAGGAGUACCAGGUACUUUUGUUUCGUGGAGACGCGUACUAUCAUGAACGAAAGUUUCGUUUGGCAGCAACACACCUGCAUUCGGCUCUAACUAUGCGAAAGACCCUUAUGAGGCGUAAGAAUCCUAGUUUUGAUUGGAUCGAGAACACCUAUGAUCAGUUUACGGAGCUAGAAAUUAAAUAUCGUCUAGCUAUAUGCUAUCGUAAGUUGAAUGACUCGAAUUUGGCUAUUUCGACAUUGCAAUCGAUUCCGAGUAAGUCAAGACUUCCAAAGAUAAACAUGCUUCUGGCAAAGCUACAACAUCACCACUCAAGAAAUGCAUUGGAAGCUAUUGCCUCUUACAAAGAUGUACUGCGUGAUUGUCCAAUGGCAUUGGAGGCUAUAAGUUCACUCUUGGAAGUCGGCGUUGAUGGAAUUGAAGUCAAUUCGUUAGUAGUGAAUGUGAGUUCGGCUCCCAAAAAUGUUGAAUGGUUAAGUUUGUGGAUAAAAGGCCAUGCUCAAAUAUAUGUUCAUAAACAUCUGGAUGCGUCAAAAACAUUCCAAUCUAUUAACGACAACACAAAACUCCAUCAAAACGAUCAUAUUCUAACGUUAAUUGGAAAAGCUCUCUACUACAACGGGAACCAUGCUCAGGCGCAGCAGUAUCUAGAAACAGCACACAUGAUAAGUCCAUAUAGCACAGAACAUAUCAUGCCAUUGGCCGUGGUCUAUGCGAGGAAUAAUAAUCUAGCAGAGUUGGAAAAGCUGGCUAGCCAACAAUCCAAUAUCAAUGAAUUUAGUUCGGAAAAUUGGUUUGUCAUGGCUGAGAGUCUAUUGGCGAAUGGAAAAUACGAACAGGCUUCCUAUUUUACCCACAAAGCAAUUGCGUUUGAUCCAACAAAUGUUGAAGCGUAUCUUUUGCGUGGGAAGAUAUUUCUUCAGUUAAAACGAUAUAAGGAAGCAAUUCAUUGUUAUAGAACAGUUCAGAGUUUGGCUAACUAUCGUUUUGAGAUGUACAAAGGUCUUGCGGGGUGUUACAUCGGACUUAAGCGCUUAAAAGAUGCACAAACAAUGUGUGCUUUGGCUGCACGCUAUUUCAGGACUUGCCCAAGGGGCUAUGUGCUACUUGCCAGUAUACUUCUGUACUCUUCGAAUACAGUUACAAAACGUCAGGCAAAGACUUUUAUAAAUCGGGCUUUAGAAAUCGACCAGUUCUACUUUCCGGCCGUAUCAGCGAUGGCUCAGAUCCUUCAAUCUGAGGGAGAAACACAGGAGGCCAUAAAGCUGUUGAAAAAACAAGCGGCUAGCUAUCCCAGUUGCAAGCUUUUCACAAUGCUUGGAGAUAUUUUAAGUAGCGAAAAAGACUUGGAUGGUGCUUUGGAAUACUACACAAUUGCCCUAAGCAUGGAACCAACAAACCACCGAGCUUUAGAGGGUGUAAAUGCCCUUGGACAGGCUUCUGAAACAACAACAAAACAAGAUGAGUGUUCUUUAGCAACAACUUCACAGGAUGAAGAAUGGCCAAUCGAUUAUGAUGAACCAUCAAUUGAAGCAGUUGAGUUUUCAUCAACAGCUGCUGCUAAUCCAGAUGGCGAAUCUGAAAGCGAUCCGAUAUGGUCGGAUGUAGAUGCUUAGGCUAUCGUAGUUUUAUCUUUUAAUUAUUAUAGUUAUUGAAUCAAUACAAUUCAUUUACAGUUAUCAAUUAUUAUUAUUAUUGUUAAUCUUAUUUUUCAGUUAAAUAUGAUUUUCCAUUUUUACUUUACCAAGCGAAAGAU
Messenger RNA from Eupeodes corollae, 2079 nucleotides. It is a transcript of the gene APC7, whose product is annotated as anaphase-promoting complex subunit 7. Gene Ontology annotation, biological process: cell division. The record is from RefSeq and is a predicted model, not a curated record. The coding region runs from base 200 to 1939 and encodes 579 amino acids. The transcript is spliced from 6 exons. Gene Ontology annotation, molecular function: protein binding. NCBI's taxonomy places the organism in Eukaryota, Metazoa, Arthropoda, Insecta, Diptera, Syrphidae.